This is a messenger RNA of Solanum stenotomum, 660 nucleotides long. Its product is annotated as serine/threonine-protein kinase STY8-like. The coding region runs from base 1 to 660 and encodes 219 amino acids. NCBI's taxonomy places the organism in Eukaryota, Viridiplantae, Streptophyta, Magnoliopsida, Solanales, Solanaceae. Gene Ontology annotation, biological process: protein phosphorylation. Gene Ontology annotation, molecular function: ATP binding; protein kinase activity. The record is from RefSeq and is a predicted model, not a curated record. Gene Ontology annotation, cellular component: plasma membrane. The transcript has 4 exons.
AUGUCAAAAAUAAAAAUGAAAUGUCAAAAAGGCUCAGUAAAUGGAUGUUGCAUAGUUGUGGAAUAUGUUGGUGGAGGAACUCUUACAUCCUAUCUUUCAAAAUACACAAUGAAGAAGAAGUUACCUUUGGAUACUAUUCUACAACUUGCAAUCGAUGUUGCUAAAGGAUUAAGUUACCUUCAUUCAGAAAAGAUUGCUCAUAGAGAUGUGAAGACUGAAAAUUUACUUCUUGACAAAACUGGAAGAGUGAAGAUAAUUGAUUUUGGAAUAUCAAGUCAUUUUUUUUCUCUUGGCUUGAAUUAUCCUCCUAUGAUGGUUGGAACAACUGGAACUAUCGGUUACAUGGCUCCUGAGGUUUUGAGCGAAGUGUCGUACGAUCAUAAGUGUGAUGUCUAUAGCUUUGGAAUUUGCUUGUGGGAAAUGUACACUUGUUUAGAUCCAUAUCCUGAACACAUUUCUCGUAGUAAAAUCUCAAAUCAAAUUUAUAUGGAUCGAAGGCCUGAGAUACCAAAAUGUUGUCCAACAGCAUUAUCAGAUAUAAUGAAAAAAUGUUGGGAUGCAAAGCCACAAAACAGGCCAGAGAUGAAGGAAGUGUUGCAAAUGUUACAAGACAUUCAGACAAGUACAGGAAAACGAAAGCACAUGUUUUGUUUUGCCUAG